Hylaeus volcanicus is the source of this 7794-nucleotide messenger RNA. RefSeq lists its product as uncharacterized. The transcript has 3 exons. The coding region runs from base 3934 to 4965 and encodes 343 amino acids. NCBI's taxonomy places the organism in Eukaryota, Metazoa, Arthropoda, Insecta, Hymenoptera, Colletidae. The record is from RefSeq and is a predicted model, not a curated record.
GCAAAGCCCGUCUCCAAGAACGGUUAACAAACAUACUCGAGAAGAAGCACUCUGAGAGUCGACCGCGCGCGCGGUCUCCCACACGCUCAACAGCAGUUUUCCUUUUCUUUAUCGUUACGGGUGAAAAAUGAAAAUCGAAAGGAAUCUAUUUAUUUGAUCGACGAUUGGAUUCAUAUCAUAUAUCUCGCGUGUUAACCACCUCGCGACUCGCGGGGCGAUCGUAUCGUGAAAGAAAAAAAAAGAUGCGUCGAGUUUUAUCGCGUAAGGUAGGACGCGAGUAUCCGAUCGGCAGGUGCACGCACGCGUAACGCGUAUACGUAGAACCAAACAAGAGUCGGAUCGUCGGAUGUCUGUCAGACGCGAGGGCGCCCGGACCGCGCCGCGCCGAGCCGAGCCGAGAGGAAGCAAUGCGCAUGCAAAUGCAGUCGACGUCGAGGUUCGUGGUUCGUGGUCGGUGUCGCGUCCGCGUCCGCGCCCCCGCCCCCGCCGUGGCCACGACGAUCAUUGUGUAAACUUAUGAUCGAAGCAACACGUGGCUCCCUCGAUCGAUCGAUCGAUUUUCCAACCAGUUAGAAGUGCAGAGUGUGCAGGGUACAGGUCUUCUCAGGGUUUCUCAACCUUUCGCAACAUCGCAAGCUUGUCUUCUAAAUCACCGAGAGUCUCUCGAGUCGUCGGAUUUAAUAAUCGAUUGUCUGGAUGCGAUCGUGCGAUGCACUUUACGCGUGCAUGCAAAUUGUCCGCGCGUACCUAGUAUGCGUGCAUGUAAAUAUCGUCCCGUUUACAUUACAUAAAAACUCGGCCGGAGAGCACGUGACGAAAUUGCGUCACCUUUCAACAGGCUUUCCUGAGCACAAAAGCAACAAAAUUACCGAGCGCCUAAUCGAAAUUCCAAUUAAACGUAAAUAACACUUAUCCACGGCACGGGCGCGACCGUUCGAUCCGUUUCAUUUACGAUUUUCCACAUAGGUUUACUUUUCAAUUAAUGAUUUAAUACGUGUAUUGCUCGCGUAUCAGAAUGAGAAUAAUAAUUGAAAGAGAAAUAGAAAAGGAAAAAAUGAAGAGACGAGUCAUUAAAGAUACAUAACUAAACGUCACGAACGUAAGGUUAAAAGAUUGAAAUUGCGUGUUGUCGAAGGCAUAACUUUCGUCGAAAGAAACGCAUGACGAACGGCGAACAGGGCAUCGAUUCUUCCUGCGAGCAAUAACUUUGUUUAUUCGUAUUCGUGGAAUAAACGUGCAACGGAUGAGCUGGCGUUACAAAAUUACUCGCUCACAAUCAGCCAAGUUGCUCGUUCUGUAACUGCGCCACGCUAAUCCAAGUAACACACAUACGCUUUACGCGUACGGCAUAAUUAUCACGUAGAAGAAUACGAAAGAACGCGAUGGACGCGAUGGACACGAUAUACACGGUCGUCGACUGUUCCACAUUUUUUGUACCUACUUCGAACACCGUGUAUCGAGCCCCCCCAUUGUUACAAGCGCUAUCAAAUAUAUGAUAAAAAUCAAAUAUAGAUAUUACAAUACAAUAAUAGGUCAAAUAAUAGGUAUACGCAGACGUGGAAAUCGUUCUUAUGACUUGUUACAAAAUAUCAACGCAUAGGUACAUAUGAUGUGUCUCUAACGACUAAUCAACGAAUUCACGACGAAUCAACUAUUUUUUCGUUUCGCUGGUUUACAUUACGAUAAAUAUUAUCGAAUACAUAGAUUAACGAAAACGAAAACCCCCCGACACUCGAUCCAAACGUUGCGUUGGAAGAAAGCGAAAAAUCAGUGACGCGAGAUAGAAUCUCGAGGAGUUGAAUCUGGAGAGUCACUUUUAAAUAUAGACCGCGUGCGCGCGCGCUCGCGAUCAUCGCUACCGCCUACUCUCUUUGAAAAUUUCAUCUCGGACAUGCAAUGUUGGCGUUAAACAUUUCGAUAACAUACGAGUACGUCCUCGACUCAAUCUUCUUUGCACCUACACGCUAUACGACAGUUGAAUUCUCUCUUCUAUUCCUAUUUUUAAUAUUCGUCGAUAAAAAUACAAUGUAGGUAUACCUUUUACGGCAUCGAAUGCAUUAACGAGCACGUUUGCAAAUCACCAUUCAAAGGAAAUUUUAGCCUUUAUACGUGCAUUUCGGGCAACCUGACGCCCUUUUGGCUAUUGAUCGUCGUCUGAAACUCGCAGCAAACCCUCCGAGCCACGCAUACCUCGCGCAAAUUGGUUAACACGCCAUACCGUGGCCGUUCCGGCCGCGCCGUAACAAGAUUCGUAAAACGGACAAAUAUUACAGAGUUACAGUUGCGUCAAUUUUCUGCAUUUUCUUGAUAUCGUCCAAUCAUUCCGUUUCGCUUCGCAAGUAAACCACGUUCGCGCAUAUCGAUUCGAGGAAAGGAAUUCUUUCAUCGAAAGAAUCGACUAUGGAUUUUACAUCGUCGAUAGAAGCAAGUCAGCCAGCAGGCGUUCACAUUUUUAAGGAACGCCAUGCCACCAAGCCACACAUGCUGCGGCGACUUGGAAAGCGGAGCGGCCGUCUUUUUUCAGCUGGAGCCGACGAACAACAUUCUGCUUAGCGAAGGAAAACCUAAUCGCGCGUUUAAAUUAAUACGAGAUUUUGUCGGUUUCUUGACAUAGCGCUACGUUUUUUUUUUUUCAUUUACGAUACCGCACUGUUAUGCAAAGAAACGAUAUUUAUUAAUUAAAAAUACUGUUCAGUUUCUUUAAUUAUAAUUUUUAACGACUAUUAUUUAUAAACCUGGACAUUUUAGCAAAACGAACGCGAUUUGUCAAGGAAAACAAAAGUAAAUAAAAAUACAAAGGAGCUUGAAGAGAAGAGGUACCAUGGGGAAAAUGGAUCGCUGUUUCGCGUCGCUGCUGUAUCGGGUAUCGCUGGGCACGCUGACGGAUCAUAAUUACGCUGUCGACAUCCAAUUGAAUCCUAUUCAUUUUGGCCGCCAUCGACACACGUCUCACUCCAGUGGCCAUCGGCGUCGUAUUGCCGUCGCCGUUGACGCCGACGCGACGCGACGCGACGCGACGCGACGCGACGCGCUAAACAUCACCGCUUCUCCCGCGCAAAUAUUGCACCGAGUUGCUGCACGAUCGCUUCUCGGUUAGUGUAAUUACAGCCUGAACCAAACUAUCGGACUAUCGUUUUCCGCGGAACGAACAUGAUUACAAGAUCCUUAAAGAUUAAUCGUUAAAAGAAAAACUGUACAAGUGGUGUGCGCGAGUGUUGAAAGUGAGACGGUACGCAUCAAGGUGUCGUUAUCUAGGUUUUGGUAGCUGGUAUUAUAGAGGUUUAACAAGUUCUACGAAGAAUAACAAGAUUAGAUAAGAAAGCGUUAGUCAGGCGUAGAUUAAAGUGAUUCCGUUAAAAUCUCGAAAGGAAAUUAUUCUACAUUCCUCUGUUACGUAUUUCGGUGGAAAAGAUUCGUUCGAACGUGGCCCGUUAAAAUACAACGGACCAAGAAUCAAGAAUGCAAAGUGUAAGAGACCUUUCCGACUAGACCGGUGAAACUUCUCUUUUUAUGCAAUUGCAAAGUCUGCGAGGGUAACAAUGGUCAGUGAUCAAUGAUUCAAUGGACAAGGAAACCCUCCUUCGGUGGCAUACAAGCGUCUUCGCGAUAUCCCGAGAAAUCAUCCUGGACUAGCAGUAAAGUUGGCUCUAGCGUAAAUUGCAAUGUGUUUCGACAUUUGCAACAGUUGGAGGCGUAAUAACGAAAGCAUGCGUGUGUCAUUCGCGUCGAGUGCGUUAUCGCAUAAUGCCGUUGGCCUGGUAAUAGACUUAAUCGAGAGUAAUAGACAGUGUGCGUCUACCUAUUAAUAGAUCAAGCAUUGCGGCGCGGCGUGUGCCACGAUGCACGAUACUUCGAUAGCGCAAAACUUUCUCUGCGAUCUUUCACGCGUAAAACCUCACCUCGCGCUUUUCCCCUCGAAACACAAAGUCCCGAAUGCGAAUAGCCCCUGUAUAUCGAAUAAAUAAAUUAUUCUUUUUAUCGAUGAUUCGUAGCAUCGAGAAUUUCACGGCGUCACGAGUCAAGACAAGUUGCCUACUCCGACACCAACGGCGAGUGUAUUUACUGUAUUUUCUUUUGAUUGUCGUCAACGUAGAAAUGACGAAUGUGUGUCACGACGCCGACGCCUACGCCAACGCCGACGCCAACGGGCGGAUUUCGAACCGUAAUUCCAUUUUGACCUGGCAAACGAUCAAGAGGAACAGUUUCGGGCAAAGAUUGGUGCGGACAGACGCGACGUCGACGCCUGCAUUGCUGGCCUUUCAGCGAACCGCGUUAUUUUUGGGGGUUGAUGUAAACCGGCUGCGCCUCUUGCACGAUGAUGGCAUCGGUUUUUCUGCAAACCGUAAGUCAUCAGCUAUGAGGUCAUCGUCUGAGGUGAUGGAAAGAAACGGAUGUUUCGUGCUAAGAACGACGAGUGUAGAGUGUAACGCGAUUCACAUGGAGAAACCGAUGAAUCACGGUCGUAGACGCUCGGAACGAACACGAUCGCACCGUGCCGGUAUAACGAAAACAACUUUAGUCGACCAAUGUUUUUUCAAGGAAUGUUGUAAAAGUAUCAAAGAAACCGGGAGAAAUUUCGACCAACAACGCGGAGCAUUCGGGCAUCGGCAUCGGCGUCGGCGUCGGCGUCGUCGAAAGGAAACGAAAAGUCUCCACUUGCGUGACGAGUGCAUCCACACGACCAGAGACCGGUCGCAAAAGACAAAAGGCUCUCGAACCAGUGAUUACGAAACGAAGCCAAUGCCAGCGCACCGGCAACACUUGAGACAUCUUUCGAUUUUCUGUGAAACGAGCGACGAAACAACGACCGAACAACGUCGCGACACGUACGUAAGCAUACGGGAACGAAAGGUAAUUCAAUUAUCGCUAACGCGAUUAGGCCCAGACCAUCCGGCGCAUUUCCGUAUUCCAGCUGGAAAUUUAGAUUCGCAAUCUAACGGCCAAUUAGCGACUACGCAAACUUGAUCGAUAAACAGGGCUUAUUGUUAGACAAAAUCACAAAAUAAUACGAGUAUUUACUAUUGAAAAGCGUCGGGUUUUACUGGUGUAUCGACUAGUAUCAUACUAUACCAUAAGUCCAUCGUACUUUUCGAGCGAUAGGAAUAUGUACUACUUUGCGCUGCAUACGCAUACGCAUACGCAUACGCUAUUACUUCUUCGACUCGAAGCGCAGCAUUAUAUCGACGAGAGUGAAUAACGAUCAGUGAAAAAGAACAGAUUGGACAAUUUUCCACAAUUUGACGUAACGAAGCGACAAACAGGAGACGAUAGAGGGGAAGAAACUACAUAAACGAGGGGUAACGUUCCUCGAUUGCACGCGAUCAAGAAAAUCUUUCAGGAGCGUAAUCGUGAUCAAAUCACCCAAUCGCAUCGCAUCGCUGUGAAACAAACAAACAGGCAAAUAUUACGGAAGAGCCUCGUGCAAUUUCCGACACGUGCGUAUUUUCAUCUCGAGUUUAUCUUGCCCUGGUUGUAUACCAUACGUGCACUAUUCUAGCGAAAGAAAAGAAUACAGUUAUUGUACCGCGAGAUGGAAAAUAUCCGUUUCGAAUAGAAGAAAUGCAAGACAGUAAGUACGCGACACGUGUACGAGAUGCAGGAUGUAGAAUAGCCGAACGAUGAUUGCGUCCUCUGGACAUAAACUGAUGACGAUCGUUUAGGAAUAAUGUUGGUGACCCUUACCAAAAUAUUGGUUAUUACUAUUGUACCGAAAUAUUCGACAGAUGUAAAUACAAGUACUAGGAAUUUUCCUAAUAGAGAAGAGACCUCUUUAGCCGGUCCGAAGCGCGUGCAAGAAUCGCGCUGGUCGACCGAUAGAGAGUAGACACACGUGCGCACGAAACGGGUGGAGAACGGCGCAAAAGUGGGACGAUCGUUCGCGUUUCAAGAACAGAACCAUAUAUGAUGCGACGUCGACGCCGACGCCGACGCCGACGCCGACGCCGACGCCGACGCCGACCCCGAUGCCAGGCUGUAGCUCCGCAACCACGCGAACGAAGAAAGAGGAUGAAACUUUGACGAAACCAGGUCCGGGAAACAGAUCACGCGAAUUACAUAUACUUACAACUUAUCCAUGCAAAAUGAAAUCGUGCUUUCCAGGUAAUCGCCGCCGUCGUUUUGCUAACAGCCGAAAUUAUUACCUAUGAUCGGUCAUGGAGACUCGAAUAAUCUAAGACCAAGAUGCUGAUUCGAGAAACCGCUGCACGGCCCUUUCCAGUGUUUUCCGAGGUGAAACUGAGAACCACCACGGUGGGCUAGACGAUAGGUUACGCGGUGGAGGGAUCGUAUUACAGAAGCCAUCGACCUAGCUCGUGCUUUAAAAGAAAAGUUGUUCGCGAAGAAGCGGCUUGGUGUGCAUCUCAUUGCCACGAAAUUUCCAAUUCCGAUCCACUUUCCAGAGCCCCCCAAGCAAUUCGAUAUUUCUACGUAAAUACAUGUAUGGUGAUUCGAGAGACUAGGUUGUGCUAUGAUUAUUUCCUGCGCGAAUGCAGUACAUUAGACCGGUGCGCGUCUCGAUGCAUGCGCACACGUGCAUCGGGGCAAGGUGCAUAUGCGCACGCACUUCGUGCUUCUAAGCUCAUUCAUAACUUCUCGAACGCCAAGUCCAUUCACCGUGUUCGACGCGCACAAAGCGGUUCCUUUGUUUUCCCGUGAAUCAACGUUUUGCAUUAUCUUUUCCCCCGUUGAAACGAGUCUAUCGCCCCCGCUCUAUCUCGAAAGAACCGUCGAGGUUUGUAUUGUUGCGAUCGAAAGAGGACCGAGAGACCGACUAUAGGCUACGAUAGUCGAGAGUUGGAUCAGUUUAAGGGGAAUCCUAGCACGGUACGAACCGCUAAAACUGAUAUCGCCUUUCCUAUUUAAUCCGAUAUCUCGUCGUACAGUCUUGCAACGAUCAGGAAAAUCGUUAACGCAAAGCAGUAUACACGAUAUAGUUGAAGAAACCAAGACUCUUUAAAGGUUAGGUCAAACGAGAUGUUUAAAUUGUUCCGCGACCAAGACAAGUACAACUUUUCAUUCCUAACAAAGUCUUCUUUGAAAGAAACCAACUCGAACUGUCCGUAUGACUACAUAUAUGGCCGAGGUUUUCGGAUUUUACCUUUCUUCUUUUUUCUUUUUUCUUUUUUUCCUAUAAAUAUCUACGCUGCAGUUGGUCGAGUGAUGCUCGUUCGAGAGAGAGACAAGGUUCGCUUUGUGCGACCGGAAGUUCAAAGGAGGGUCGAAGCAAGCCGUUUCCUUUGCUGGCUCCGUUGAUCCUCGCGAUAGCGAACGCACACUCGCGCGACCAAUACCAUCGAGAUCCUCGGAUGUUUAUUCUGUUAAAUUGUUGACGCCCUCUUUCUCUUCGUGGAAAUUUCCUUUACUACGAUACGAACGAGAGGACAUUUCAAUGUUGUUAUUGUAGAAGAAUUGAGCGUCGCGCCGCGAGAUUGAUACGUGUACGUUCGUAAAUAUCGAGGAGAAUAUAUGUGUAAUAUAGGUUAGUUCCAUUGGCAAAAAGGUGUCGAGUCGUGUGAUCGUGUUUCAUUCGUCUAGUUGGAGUAGUUUGCAGACUAGAGAGCAGAAACCGUUGGUACAAGCAUUCUAUGUUCAAGUUAUCGUUCUAACGAGAGUUCGGUAAAGAACGUUUCGCGAGACGAUUGAGUCGAGUCUAUUCUCAUAAGCUCGUGAAACAUCGAUUUCGACAAUGUUAGUAGUGCAGCGUUCUGGCCACGAAAUGCCACGAAAAUGCCAUUAACGUCAACGACCAUCGAGACCGUUCCUGCACCCAAACGAACACGAUUUACCUGAGGCGGU